This is a messenger RNA of Prorocentrum cordatum, 762 nucleotides long. The record is from the annotation of a GenBank genome assembly. NCBI's taxonomy places the organism in Eukaryota, Dinophyceae, Prorocentrales, Prorocentraceae.
AUGCAUUACGCGGCGACUGCGAGAAUGAUGGCGGAAUGCGUCGGAUCGGCGCUCGCCGAAGAUUUCGCGGACGCCUCUAUCAAGGAGGUGUUGGCCGCGGAAUUACCGGCGGCCAACUCGCAGCCGUUCAACGCCGGGGAGGGCAAGGGCUGGGCGGAGUUCAAGGUAACUCCUGCCCACCGUGCCCUGGCCCUCCGCGUUCAGGGCCGCGCACAGGACUCGCGCAUGUCUUGCGAUCCGUCGCGGGGCCCAUGGCUUCGGGGGGGCGCUGCGCAGGGCGCUGCCCCGGGCCCCGCGAGCAGCGGCGACCUCGCGAAGGCGACGGGCGCGAUGGCAGAAUAUGCUCAAGCGUCGCGCGAGCAGAUGGAUAAGGAGAAGAAGACCGAUCAUUUGUCCUUUACGCUCCAGGAGCGGAUCAGGGAGGUCGGGCUCGACGCCUUUCCAGGCGAGGCCCUCCCGACGGAGGAGGCCAUGCUUCGUUUCGAAAAGCUCGCGAAGGCGCCGCCGGCAGAGCGCGCGCCGGGCGAGCGCGGCGCGGCGUGCGCGGCACAGGCCGCGGCAGCCAAUGGCCGGCGUUAUUUGGGGAGCGCCGAGUGCGAAGACUUGCAGUUGAAUUUCAUGCCGCCAUGGAGCCGCGUGCCAGAUCUGGGCAUGGUCUUGCCCAGGGGCUCGGCAGAGAGCCGCGCCAAAGAGGUCGCGGCGGCCAAGCGGGCGGCCAUGGCGACGACUGGCGUGGACUUCGCGUCAUAUGCCGAUUUCCAG